Messenger RNA from Aethina tumida (small hive beetle), 2561 nucleotides. RefSeq lists its product as uncharacterized. Gene Ontology annotation, biological process: cobalamin transport. Bases 241 to 1593 code for a protein of 450 amino acids. The record is from RefSeq and is a predicted model, not a curated record. Gene Ontology annotation, molecular function: cobalamin binding. NCBI's taxonomy places the organism in Eukaryota, Metazoa, Arthropoda, Insecta, Coleoptera, Nitidulidae. The transcript has 6 exons.
CGCCCCGAAAAAUCGGGCAGUCAACAAGUCUGGGGCGCCACACUGCAAUCGAUACGCGUCCCCGUCUCGCUUUCCCCGUUUCAGGCCAGAUGUCGCCGUCGGCUUUCAUGUGUUUCAGUUCCUGAUCCUGCCCCGCCAUUACGGCAGUGCGUUCCCGUUGCCAGUGAGUAUUUUAUCAUCAUCCCCCCAUCGCCCACGCAUAUUGUGUCUCUGCAUAACUCAAUGUGGUGAACCCCUAAAAUGGCCUAUUUCUCGUUUUUUGUAUUCUCUUCUCUACUGGUAUUAACUUUAGCCAAAGACUUCAACACAACUAGAUAUGAUGCAAGAGAAACGACAGAGCCUUCCAGACUCACCACCGACUACCAGAACCAGGAGACCGCCCUCAGACGCGCCCUGUCAUGGCUGACGACGCAACGCGAGGGCAACUGGGGCUGGCGGAACGACACCCCCAAAGUGCUGACCGCCCUUCAGCUCGUCGACCGCGAGGAAGCCGCCUCCAUCUUGCCCUCCUACUUGGAAAUCCAACUGUCCACCAAACAGAUGGAGGUUGAAAUCGUCGUGAUGCUCUGGAGGCACCACGAAGUACCCAUAACACCCCCGCAACUAGCCGAGUACUGUCUGGCGUUGAGCUCCCUGUGCUACGACCCCAGACAGUUCCACGGCCACGACCUGAUCGCCACGCUGCAGCACCACGAGGCGGUGCACGACCUGGAGUUCGCCUACGCCACCCUGAGCGCGUGCAGCGCCCGGGCGCACGUCAGGAAGAAGCAGAUCAGGCGGCUGCUGGACAUCGCGAACACCGCCAAAGAUCACAACAUCGACACAGUCGCGAUGACCAUACUGGCGCUGAGAUGCAUCGUCAAGGAUCACAGGCACAGGAACCUGCAGCACUCGUUGAGGAGGCCCAGCAUCAGCUUGGCCAGGCAGCAGCAGCCGGACGGAGGGUUCGGCAACGUUUACAACACCGCCCUCACCAUCCAGGCUCUAAAAGACGUCAACGAGGCUUCGAACCACUGGAAUGUAAGCGCCGCCAAGUCCUACAUCGAACAACGUCAGGACCCCGACGGCGCCUUCACCGAUCCGGGCCUCACCGCCGACGUCAUCCUGGCCCUCACCGACCGAGGCCUGGGCUCCAUCCGCAACCUGGACUGCGGCAAGCUGGACAGCGACAUCGAGAACCACGUGGACAUCGACGGUUCGAGGAAGUCGAGCUCCAACCACGGCAACGACUCGGAAAUCAGGAACGUGACCGUCACCUAUACGCUGUGGUUCGGCACCAACGUGACGGAGAACACCUCGAUCAGCAUAACGGCGCCGAGGAACACGUCGUUCUACAACGUGAUGCAGCUGGCGAUGGAUCUGGACCCGAGGUUCGCCUUCGAGGCCAGCGAAUGGCCGAACGGCCACUACGUGCACACGUUGGCCGGCUACAAGGAGGAGCCCAUGGGGUAUCACUACUGGUUGCUCUACAGAUUGCCCGAGUUUCCCGACCCUUUGGCACCGCCAGCCAAUCAACUGGUGGCACCAGUUGGUGUUGAUGACCUGCUGAUCGAGGAGGGUGACCACUACUUGUUCUGGUACAAAAAGUUGUAAGGCACAAACGGCGGAGUGGCAUCAGAAAGCAAUUUCAGGCCCCAAGGACACGUUGAGUUUUUAAAGUGUCCUUGGGGCAACCAACAAAUUCCCGAUUUAAAAUGCUUGACAUUCUAAUAAUCAAGAAAAUAAAACUCUUUGGUUCACUAUCGUAUUAGGUAAACUAUCGUUGAGUUAUUUAUUGGAUGUUUAGAUUUAAAAAAAAAAUGGAAACUAUGUAACUGUUUUUCUAAUCAUGUAAGGAAAGUAUAUAUAUUCAUGUUUUGUGUUAAUUUUGGAUGUGAUUUUUGUGAAGAAGCUUUGUGUAUAAAAUUUAGGUUUAAUGAUGAAAUGCUUGAUGCAUAUUUGAUUUUAGACGAUUUUACUUCAAGAGCUUGUUUCCUGCAAACUUAUUAUAUAGCCCCCCUAUUUAUAUUAUACAUAUAUAUAGAAAAUCAUAUAUUUACAAAAAAAAAUUAACAAAAAGUAUAUAUUAUAUAAAAGUUAGUAUAUGAAUUUUUUAAUGAGAAACACGUGUUAAAAAUUUUUUGCUGCCUUCGACACUGUUUUUAGUUUAGAUAACGUAUACUGGAUACAAAAAAUCAAGUACAUAAUGUGCAGGGUAUGUACAAUUCCUAUCUAAAAUACCCUCCCCCGAAACUGUUCCAUAAAAUCAUACCUCACACGUUGCAAAAGCAAUCAGAGAGAUAAAAUCUUUGACAAGUCCACUCGAUUUUGUUCGUUGACUGAUUGAAAUCGUGUGGACUUGUGGAGUUGUGCUGGUUAAAAUGAUUUUUUAAUACCGCAUUUGUAGAGGUGACAAUACAGGCCAGAUGAUACACAUUUUUGUGAAAAAAAAAUAAAACGUUUUUUACAUGUAGCUUUAGACCAUUAGUUGAAAACUGUUAUGAAAUGCAAAGAGAUUGUUGAAAAUUGAUUAUUUUGUUACAUGAAUUUGGCUUAAAAGAUAAUAAACCAUUCAAACUGGA